Trachymyrmex septentrionalis is the source of this 396-nucleotide messenger RNA. RefSeq lists its product as uncharacterized. Lineage: Eukaryota; Metazoa; Arthropoda; Insecta; Hymenoptera; Formicidae. The record is from RefSeq and is a predicted model, not a curated record. The transcript has a single exon. Bases 1 to 396 code for a protein of 131 amino acids.
AUGCGUCCUGCCGAUAUUACUCCCGCGAUUGCCGAUAGACUCUUAGCUAUGAUUUACAAUCGCGUAAAGAUUGUCGUACUCGUGCGAUACAAAGUGAGUGAUUCGGUAUGCGUGAGCAAAUUCAAGACAAUCUUUGAUAAAGGUUACACGCCGAAUUGGAGCAUGAAAGUGUUUAAAAUUAUCAAAGUGCCACAAAUGAAUCCAAUAACGUAUCUUCUGGAAGAUUCUCGCAGAGAACCUAUUACUGGAGGAUUCUACGAAUACAAUUGCAUAGCUAAUCCCGACGUGCAUCUCGUUGAAAAGAUGUUGCACAAGAGAAGGAACGAGGUUUAUAUGAAAUGGUUGGAAUUUGACAAUUCGCACAAUUCGUGGAUACAUAAAGACAAUAUGUUGUAA